ACGAAGAUGAAACUCAACGAGCUCCAAGGAAGUGACCGUGAAGAAGACGUUAGUUCUAGUGGAACCAUGAAGCCUAAAGCCACUGAAGGUUCUGACUUCAAAGUUGACAUUCCAACUUUUGAAGGGAAGAACGACCCGGACGAGUUCCUCGAGUGGCUAGAAACAGUGGAACGCGUCUUUGACUUCAAAGAUGUUUCCGAUGAAAAGAAGGUCAAGAUAGUGGCCUUAAAGUUCCAGAAGUAUGCAUCAACUUGGUGGACUAAUACGUGCACCAAGAGGAGAAGAAAUGACAAAGAACAGGGUAAGAAGAAAGGGGUGCCUGUGCCGUUGGAUGAGGUUAUCAUCCACACAAAGACAAAGAAGCACAACGGAAAGACUUGGGUGGAUCCGGGACAUGGUGAGCUACAGGCCAAAUUCUUCGAACUGCGUGAGGAGGCUUGACAGAAUGGGCUUAAAGGCUAGACAGAAUGAGUUUGUAACUGACGAUUCAGGAGGAGAUAAAGAAGUUAUAUGGUG
Messenger RNA from Cuscuta campestris, 516 nucleotides. Lineage: Eukaryota; Viridiplantae; Streptophyta; Magnoliopsida; Solanales; Convolvulaceae. The record is from the annotation of a GenBank genome assembly.